Molecule: messenger RNA, 5002 nt
Organism: Pelobates fuscus (common spadefoot toad)
Lineage: Eukaryota; Metazoa; Chordata; Amphibia; Anura; Pelobatidae
Gene: FAM114A2
Product: family with sequence similarity 114 member A2
Exons: 14
Coding region: 151-1620 (489 amino acids)
Source: RefSeq, a predicted model, not a curated record
CGCCCACCCCGGCUGUUGUCUUUCUGCAGGACUAGGCAGUGACGUGGCGCCGUGCGCUGUCCACCCAGUCGUGACGUCAUCACAGCUGGCUGCUGCCUCCAGAGCGCCUGACCCACAGCUGGAAGGUGUAGACCCCCAGAUGGUUUAAACAUGUCUGAAAAAGACAGCAAUGAAUACCCCACAUGCCAAACAUUGUCCCCAGAAGAGCCAGGAGAUGCAGGCUCUACAGACCUCAAGGAGGAACCACAGGUAGAUAUUGAACCUGUGGCUGUAACCCGUAAGCGUCCAGAGAGCAAGGCCAGCAGUGCAUCAAUAGAGGAGGAAGAAGAAGAAAAAGUACCAGCGAAGCAAGAUCCAGAGCCAUCUGAGACCAAACCCUCAUCAGGAUGGGGCUACUGGGGAAAUUGGGGAAAAUCCUUGAUUUCUACAGCUUCCGCCACUGUAGCCACUGUGGGCCAUGGGAUUUCUAACGCUAUUGAAAAAGCUGAGACAACUUUGGGGGUUCCCAGUCCUGUCGAGCUGUCAUUUAGAAGUCGAGUGGAGCCUACAGAAGAGGCCAUUUCAGGUGAAGCCAGCCCUGCUGCAAGUGGUGAGAGUUCAUCCCCUAUUACAGGAGCAUUUGGCUUCUUCACCAGUAUCUCUACAGCAGUACAAAGUACAGGCAAGACUGUCCUUACGGGAGGGUUGGAUGCCCUAGAAUUUAUUGGGAAAAAAACAAUGGAUGUAAUUGCAGAAGGAGACCCAGGCUUCAAGAAAACCAAAGGACUUAUGAACAGGAAUUCAACCUUGUCCCAAGUUUUGCGAGAGGCAAAGGAGAGAGAAGAGCAGCGUGUGAGUGGUGCAGUUGAGACAGAGACAGAAGGAAAAGCACACUAUGGGCUAUUAUUUGAUGAGUACCAGGGCCUGGCUCACCUGGAAGCAUUGGAACUGCUGUCCAAAGAGAGCGAGGCAAAGGUGAAGUCCAUGCUCAGCGCACUGUCUGGGGAAGAACUUGCAAAAGUCAAACUGGAGCUAGAGCCAUUAAAGGAAACAUUCUCACUGGAGGAGUUUGAUGAUGACGAUGAGGUGGAAAAGGGAAAUGAUGAUUUCGCCAAGGAAGUAACUGCCCUGUUUGAGGAAUUACAAAUCUCUGUCCGGCCUGAGAAGCUUACCCGAGCACGGAAAGCAGCCUAUGACUGGAUGACAGAAGUAGAUGAAAAGGAAGUGGAAGGCAACGUGGAAGAGACCGAAGCAGAGAUUGUGGUGAAAAAUAAAAAAGCCACUGUUGAGGGAAUUCAUGAUUUGGCUAUCCGCAGUUUGGCCGAACUGACCGCCUGUUCUAUGGAGAUGUUCCAUAAAUCCGCUACGUUAAUUUUACAUGGAGAGAAGCAAGUGCCGUCAAUAUCAAGAGCAAAAGCAUUAUCACAAAUGACUAUAACACUUUGUAAAGAGUUGUCACAGCUUUCAAAAAAAGUAACCACACUCCUAACAACCACCGUGGCUACAGAAAAGUCUGAUGUUCUAAACCCAUUAAUUACUGGAGUUUUUCUAGAGGCUUCCAACAGUGCUUCCUACAUCCAAGAUGCAUUCCAACUUCUUUUGCCAGUCCUUGAAAUAUCUCACAUCCAGAGCCAAACUUAACCUUAUUGAAUAUUUGGGUGACAGUUGUUAUUUUGUGCAUUGACUUGGAUCAUACCUGACUCUCUGGUGAGAUGUGCUCUUCAUUGCAACACAUUGUGCCCCAAGGAUUUCUUCACAUUUUUAUGAAUAUCUCAUUAGUGAAGACCCAAAAGCUUAAGAGUGUGUGUGCAAACAGAAAAAACCAAAGCUGCCAUGUGUUUAAUGAAAGAAAAUUGGGUUUGACCCAAGUGAUGAUUUUUUGUUGUCAUAUUGUCUUUUAAUACCAACAUCGUUGUCUGGCUUUUCAUAGCAGGCAGCUGUGGAUAUUUAACGCUAUCAUGACACAAGUGGGAUGCUAAGACUCAGCAAAGCUUUAUCUAUGAAUUGUAAUAGAAACACCCAUACUAAUUGCUGGCUGGGACAUUGUCUGUGAUCUUAUUGUUUUCUCUGCAUUGACCUUUUCUCUGUUGUCAUGCAAUAAUUAGUUAUUCAACAGCUUAGAAAAAGUGAGUCAUAGUAUAACAUGCCUGACUAAAUGACUAAUCGUACCAGAACAUUCAGCACUGAGAGAUGUCUGUAGUUCUGUAGUCCUAAGAAAAUGACUAUGCUUCUUACCUAUAUGUAACACAAUAUGUCCUUAUGACAUUUAUUUAACUGCAGCUUGGUGACAGUAUAUAAUACACAACCAUGGUAUGACUAAAAUAGACUAAUGGAGAGAUUGUUUAUAAAAUUAUAAAAGAUUAGUAUACUUUUCUAUAAAGUAAUGACUGUCAAAGGGUUAAAAAAAAAUCUCACAACCAUUCAUGUGCUACACAGUCUGUUUACUGGAGAUGUUCUGGUGUGUUGGAAGAUGAGAGAUAUUUGAUAAAUGAUUUAAGACAGAUUCUAAUAUAUAUUCUUUAUCCCUGUUUCUGCUUGAUGUGCUUCCCAACUUUUUUGUUUGUAUUUUGAAGCGCUGUGGUAUGUUUAUGUAUAAAUAAUGAUUAUGGAGCAAUAUUCUGAAAGCAGAACAGUCACAGCAGCAUUACAUUUGUUUCCAUGGUGACUGCUACUUUAAGAAUGCUGUCCUAGUGUCGAAUUUUAUACAUUUCUUAUAGACUCUGAUUUUAAAUCUUGUAACUCAGAUUACGAACAGGAGAAACAAUUUAAGGAGCAAUGCUUUAGUAGCCUUUGAUAAGUCACAACACAAGCCAGUAAAAUAGAAUAAUUACAUCAGCUAUUUAUUUCUGACCAGGAACUGUUAAACGAAAACAAUGCUGUUUGCAGUUGAAUUAAAGCUUUUACUGGGAGUAAUUUCUAACUUUUUCUCAGAUAAAUAACAGCUUUAAUUGUCUUGCAUUUUAGGUAACUUUGAAAUUAUGUAGCUGUUCAUUUAUUCUUGAAAUUGUAUUAGCUGUUCUGGUAGACUAUUACUUGUUGGUUUAAAAUUUGCUUCUGACUGUAUUAUUUAGAACACCAAACACAAGAUAAAUAUAUUUCAUUGAGUACUAUAUACAUACUCAAACUUAUCAAUAGGCAUCGUAGGAUCCAUAAUUUCCUGGCAUUUGGUGUCUCAAAUUUGCAAACGUGUACCUCUCUACAACUCGCAUGACUAAGAAUCUGCAAGAAUAGACAUUUUGGAAAUUCUUGGAAUUGCAUUGAGCAUCUGGAUGACCUAUUCUGGUAUGUGUUUCUGGUAUAGUCACCAGGUGUUUGGUGAGAAAAGGCAGUGUUUAUUAUAGUGUUUACCUCUGGUGACAGAUACUCAGAUGGCCACUAGAGCUGCUUCCUGGGUCAUGCAAAAAUUACAUUUAAUAUUUCCAUGCUCUGCAUAGAGGAGCUGAAUGUUCCCCCAUAGAGAUGCAUUGAAUCAAUGCAUAUCUAUGAGGAGAUGCUGACUGGGCAGCACAGCAUUUUGCCGCACAUGCGCAAUAUUCUCCCAUGUUUUCUUGUGGGAAUGCAUUGGAUUGGCUUAAAUCAUCAAUUCUGAUCUCAGCCAAGUUGGCAGAGUGGGGGGAGACCCGCACAGCCCCGGAAAAAGGUAAGUUUAUUACCUUUUUAAGGGGGGGGGGGGGCAAUUGAGUGUUUGGGUCCUCACGUUUUCUUUACGCUAUAGGAUCAGGAAUACGUUUGUAUUCCAGAUCCUAUAGUAUUCCUUCAAUAAAGCAGAGUGAUUGGAAUAUGGUGUCACACCCAAUGUAUCUUCUUUAUUAGAGCCGGCUUGUAGAUCCUUAAAUAGAAUAGAAUAACAUGUACUGGCUAAGGCAUUUCCGCACCCUUAGCACACAGUUAGGGCACUGUUUACCAAUCCUUUACUGGAAUGGUAGGCAACACAAUAACACAUAAGUUAACCUCCCCCUUUAAAUAGACAGAUUCCUUUACAGAGGUACACAGACAGGCAGGACUCGCACCCAGGGAGAAGAAAAUAAAGAGUACAGUUUAUGGUCACAUAAACCGUGGUUUUUGUUCAGUUAGGAUUUAUCAGGCUUGAUAAAGGUUCCUUAGUGAGCGAAGACAUUGCUUAUAUAACCAUCAAAUUCCCUAAUAAUGCUGCCUGCGUGCCCAGUCCUGCAUGUGCACUUCAUAUCAUUUGUAACUCCUUCUGUUUUACAAUUUUGCACUACUUUUCAGAACCAAGACACUUUGAUAAAUGUCUCCCAUGGUGUCUGCAUCGAUGGCUUGGCAGAUAGUGACACACUACAGAAUUAUUCUAAUAUUUUUUAAAAGAUAAUUAAAUCAAACAAUUUCAGUUGCUUAUUCUGUUUUAAAAUAAUAAAUGGUUCAACUUUUGCCCAGGACGAAACCAUAUUUGAUUUGUAGCAAUGUACAUGCCAUGCAACAACAAACAGGAGAAUGUGGGAAAAAAAUGUUUGUCUGUGAUAUUUGCGACCCAACCCACAAUAGAACGCUGCCAAACUCUGCAUGUAUAUACAGGAUUACUGUGCUUCUGUAGCGCACAUAAUACAUCCCAGUUUCUGUAGCCAUUCUUGAUUUAACAUGAAAGAUGGCUUAGAGAGAGAGUGCUAAAAUUAAAAUGUGUCACAUGAUCUGAAACUACCGCUUCCAUCAUUUUCUUCUAGCCUGUGAGUUUUCUGAGAAUUAUAGGUGUUAUACUCUACCACAUCUGGGGGCACAGUUUAAUGCCCCUGGCUUAGAGGGAAAAAAUGCAAGCAAGUUCUAAACUACUAAAACCUACUCAAAUACUUUAACAUAUACCUUUUGUGACAUGGUUUCUCCAAAGCAUUGAUGCCAAACCUCCUUUCUACUCUGGUGGGUUUAUAUUUUUAUGAAGUUUACUUUGUUGAAUUUCUAUUACAUCUCAGAAGCAAACUGUAUUUUCUGUACGUAUAAUUAUAUAUUAGAUGUAUGUGUAAUUGUAAUUUGUAUGUAUGAAAAAAUAAACUUGUUUUAUCCUUUAACAAAA